Molecule: messenger RNA, 774 nt
Organism: Apiotrichum porosum
Lineage: Eukaryota; Fungi; Basidiomycota; Tremellomycetes; Trichosporonales; Trichosporonaceae
Exons: 6
Coding region: 1-774 (257 amino acids)
Biological process (GO): nucleosome assembly
Cellular component (GO): chromatin; nucleus
Molecular function (GO): chromatin binding; histone binding
Source: RefSeq, a predicted model, not a curated record
AUGUCCGAGAAGGAGAACGUUCUGGCCGUCGACCUGCCCGACACCGUCGCCGAGGACCUCGGCCGCGCUGCCAAGGACAAGGAGGUCCGCCUUCAGCGCUUCGCUGCCGAGCAGGCGCUCGAGUUCCUUGAGCUCGCUCGCAAGCAGCUCAAGCCCGUCAAGGGCUUCUGGGCCGUGACUCUGCUCAACCACCCCGGUAUCGCGUCCAUUGCCAGCGCCUCGGACCGUGACGCGCUCACCUACAUCAACGACAUUGAGCUCAUCCAGGACAUCAAGGACCCCCGCGCUUUCGAGCUCAUCUUCCACUUCUCGGAGAACCCCUACUUCACCAACACCACCCUCUCGAAGAAGUACUCGCUCCCCGAGGGUGUCUCUGCCGCCCCCGCCGACGGCUCCAUCACCGAGGAGAUGCGCCUCUUUGAGCCCGAGGACCUCGUCGCUUCGGCUACCGCCAUCGAGUGGAAGGAGGGCAAGGACCUCUGUGCCGCCCAGCCCCGCGGCACCGCCGAGGACGCCGAGGACUUUGACGGUGACUCGGGCUCGUUCUUCCACUUCUGGACGCUCGAGGGCGACUCGUUCAACACUGGCUCGUUCAUCCUCGACGACAUCCUCGACGACCCCCUCCGCUGGUUCGAGGGCGCCGGUGACGACGACGACGAGGAGUUUGGCCUCGACUUUGACGAGCUCGACGACGAGGACGACGACGACGAGGGUUCCGUCGACCUCGAGGACGACGAGGACAAGCCCCCCAAGAAGAAGGCCCGCAGCGACUAA